Artibeus jamaicensis (Jamaican fruit-eating bat) is the source of this 2749-nucleotide messenger RNA. It is a transcript of the gene RILPL1, whose product is annotated as Rab interacting lysosomal protein like 1. Bases 161 to 1393 code for a protein of 410 amino acids. Gene Ontology annotation, biological process: cilium assembly. The record is from RefSeq and is a predicted model, not a curated record. The transcript is spliced from 8 exons. NCBI's taxonomy places the organism in Eukaryota, Metazoa, Chordata, Mammalia, Chiroptera, Phyllostomidae. Gene Ontology annotation, cellular component: ciliary basal body; cytoplasm. Gene Ontology annotation, molecular function: protein dimerization activity.
CCCAUGCCGACGCCGGCCGCCCGCCCGGGACGCCCUCGCCUGAGGGCCAGCUGAGCGCGGCGGGCGCGGGGUGGGCCCGGCCGGGCGCUGCCCUCCACAGCGGCAAGUUUGGGAGUUGCACUAGUUUGCGGGGUCGCGGCGGAGAGGCCGGGCGGGGGCCAUGGAGGAGGACUCGGGGUCGGCCGCGGAGUCGGUGCUGGAGAAGAACGUGGCGGAGCUGACCGUCAUGGACGUGUACGACAUCGCGUCGCUGGUGGGCCACGAGUUCGAGCGGGUCAUCGACCAGCACGGCUGCGAGGCCAUCGCGCGCCUCAUGCCCAAGGUCGUGCGCGUCCUGGAGAUCCUGGAGGUGCUGGUCAGCCGCCACCACGUCGCGCCCGAGCUGGACGAGCUGCGCCUGGAGCUGGACCGUCUGCGCCUGGAGAGGAUGGACCGCAUCGAGAAGGAGCGCAAACACCAGAAGGAGCUGGAGCUGGUGGAGGACGUGUGGCGGGGGGAGGCGCAGGACCUGCUGUCCCAGAUCGCCCAGCUGCAGGAAGAGAACAAGCAGCUGAUGACCAACCUCUCGCACAAGGACAUCAGCCUGUCCGAGGAGGAGUUCCAGAAGCACGAAGGCAUGUCGGAGCGGGAGCGGCAGGUGAUGAAGAAGCUGAAGGAGGUGGUGGACAAACAGCGGGACGAGAUCCGGGCCAAGGACCGGGAGCUCGGUCUGAAGAACGAGGACGUCGAGGCCCUGCAGCAGCAGCAGACCCGGCUGAUGAAGAUCAACCACGACCUGCGGCACCGCGUCACCGUGGUGGAGGCCCAGGGCAAGGCCCUGAUCGAGCAGAAGGUGGAGCUGGAGGCUGAUCUGCAGACCAAGGAGCAGGAGAUGGGCAGCCUGCGGGCCGAGCUGGGGAAGCUGCGCGAGAGGCUGCAGGGGGAGCUCAGGGAGAACGGCGAGCAGGAGCCUGAGGCAGAGCCGGGUGGGGAAGAGAGUGGCGUCUCGGAGGCGGAGAAGGCGGCCAUGGAGCUCAAGGACCCCAACCGCCCCCGAUUCACGCUGCAGGAGCUGCGGGACGUGCUGCAUGAGAGGAACGAGCUCAAGUCCAAGGUGUUUUUGUUGCAGGAGGAGCUGGCGUACUAUAAGAGCGAAGAACUAGAAGAGGAGAAUCGAGUGCUCCCGCCUCCGCCCAUCGCCCACCCGAGAAUGUCCCCCCAGCCAGAGUCUGGCAUCAAGCGACUUAAAGAAGGUCCUUUAAGCGACGGGUUUAGCUUCUUCUCGCGGGAUAAGAAGCGUCUGGCCAACACGCAGAGGAACCUGCACGUCCAGGAGUCCUUCGGCCAGUGGGCCAACUCCCACCGUGACGACGGUUACACGGAGCAAGGACAGGAAGCCCUGCAGCACCUGUGACCGAGGCUCUCGGACCUGAACCAGGCACCGUCACCGCCACUGCCUGGAUGGAACCUGGCAGCCCUCGGCGUCACUGCCUUGCGCACCUUUCGGUUCAGGCACACCGUCCAAACCGACUCGUCAAACCCGCUGCUUUGAGGAAGCACACUGAAAAACUGAUGCCAAACUCUACAGAAAUGUUUAUUUAUACCCGGGGCUGUUGCCAUUUAUAAUAGAGGACUCUGAUCCCUUAGGAUAUAUAUUUAAUGAGACUGGGAGUGAAGGCCAGACUUUUGCAUUAACUUCAGUAACACAAGCUUCUUUAAGCCAAAUACGUCACUAGCCACUACGUAACUGCCGUUUGGCUGCUUGGUAUGAACCUCUGUGGCCCGAGGGUUUUUUUUUAUCACAUUUGUCAUUCUUAAGUGCGAGCGGUAGGUUUUCAUUCCUUACGUUCAUGAAAUCGUCACGGUGAUUGCAUUUGUAAGAUGGACCCAUUAGACAUGCGGGGCCUCUGAAAUCACGGGACGAAGACACAAAGCAGCAGAAAAUGUGGACAGCAUUCCUCCCGCCUAGAACCUGGAAGCAGCUUUGCAAGAGCCAACGUUCCUCUCUUGCCCCUUGUUACUGAUAGUGCCUGAGCAUGUAGCGCUGCCCAAGGCCAGUGCCUGGGAUCUGCUGUGAGUUACACGCCCUACUAACCAACCAGAUGGUUGCUAAGGAUGAGAUUGCAACAUUUCUUGUGUGGAUUUUUUUUUACUUGGCAUCUUUUCUCCUUUGUCCCAAAGCAUCCUGGGAACCGGGUGCUAGAGCCUACAGGGUGGAAGAUGGGGACUGGGGGAGACUUGCUGGAGUGGGGGCGGGUAGACAGUGGGAGGGUGGUGAGCGGGGAAGCCAGGUGCCCACUCUGCAACAGGCGAGUUGGGGCUCUGCCCAAAUCAUCUUUUUCUCCACCCACUGAGCACCCAGGGCAGCAGGCUGGGUGCUUAGAUUAGAAGAGGUGGCAUCACCUAACAGAGGACACAAGCACACACCCAACUCUGGUCUGCUAAGACACAAACCAUCGGGUCAGUUGAUAGUCGCCAGACUGUUCCCACCUUGCAGACAGGAACGAUCAGACAGGAUGGCGCUGCUGUGGCUCCAGGUUCUCAAAACCGACUGCCCGUUAGAAUUACAAGUUUAUUCUCCGUAAGAAGCGUGAGUGCUGAGGAAUCUCCACCCCCAGCCCCCAACCACCUUCAGUUGCCCUCCCAGCAGUAACCAGUACUGCCAGUUCCUUGGUUGUCUCUUCUGAAAUUAUUUGUAGACACGCAUGCAAUUGUGUAAAAACAAAACAUAUAUUUUCAUUCUUUCACAUAAAUGGCAGCAUACUCUAUA